Elgaria multicarinata webbii is the source of this 663-nucleotide messenger RNA. RefSeq names its product chromosome 3 C19orf38 homolog (gene C3H19orf38). The coding region runs from base 1 to 630 and encodes 209 amino acids. Lineage: Eukaryota; Metazoa; Chordata; Lepidosauria; Squamata; Anguidae. The record is from RefSeq and is a predicted model, not a curated record. The transcript is spliced from 8 exons.
AUGUUCCGCAGUAAUACAGAGCUGAAAAUUCUCUUUCUUCUAGCUGGCUCUUUGGUGGUUUCCAGCCUAUUUCCCGCUCCACUUAUUUACCAGUUUGAUGAAGGAGAAUCCAUCCAGAUAUCAUGUUGGGCGCCCAGGGCCUACACGGAUGCCUGGUUUGAUUUGUUCAAAGGGGACCAAUCUCAGCCAGCGCAGACUCUCCCUGCUGCAGAGACACACCAUCAUGUUACCUUUCUUCUGGAGAAUGGCACUACCAGUGACGGUGGCCAAUACAGGUGCCAAUAUCGCCUGUUGAACGGGAGCCAAUGGCAGCGCUCUGAACUCAGCUACAUCCUGGAGAUUACAAUGACAACGCCCAGCUUGAUCCCCUCGCCUCCUCCAACAAGUCUUCCAACAAGCUCUGGCUCAAACGGUCCAGCCUGGGUUCUCCCCACAGCCCUGAGCGUGACUGGAGUACUGCUUCUGGUGAUGAUCCUGGUGGUGGCCGUGAUAGCAAUUGGGCGUUUUAAAGAAAGAAGAAAGAAGAAAAGGGAGCUGGAAUCCUGCUGGACAGAAACAAGCUACCCCACAACAGAGACAUCUUUUGAUAACAGCUUGUUCACUGUUUCGGUGGAGGUGAGCGUGGUCUAGUGAUGUCACCAGGACACCUGAAGCUGAGUGGUG